This is a messenger RNA of Chanos chanos (milkfish), 1658 nucleotides long. Its product is annotated as uracil phosphoribosyltransferase homolog. The transcript is spliced from 7 exons. The coding region runs from base 198 to 971 and encodes 257 amino acids. Lineage: Eukaryota; Metazoa; Chordata; Actinopteri; Gonorynchiformes; Chanidae. The record is from RefSeq and is a predicted model, not a curated record.
UCUACGCAUGGAGCGCGACAGUCUCUGCGCCGGAUGUUACGUUUGUUAUUACCAAAAAGUUGACAGUAGGGAAUGGCCGACAGAGCACGUUGGGAGGGUUUCGCGGGUUUGUCAUAUUAGCAGUUGAGGUCAACUAAGAUUAUUGUUUAGAUUUCAUAGAAAUUCGUCUUAAAGGUAACAUAUCUUCUAUAAUUAAUAUGCCUUGCCACAAUCAACAGUUAAUUAAUAGUAAUAACGACCACGCUGUGAAGCAGGUUCGAUUUUCGAGCAAUGGCAAUUCAGUAAUGUCGGACACGGACUCACAGUCUAGUAGCAAAACGUUUGAAAAUGGGCACAAUAGCGACGGAGACUCUCUGCUCAUGCCGCAGCUGAAACUUCUGCCUCUGAACGACCAAAUUCGAGAACUGCAGACCAUAAUAAGGGACAAGACAACCAGCAGAGGAGACUUCGUGUUCUGUGCUGACAGAUUAAUCAGACUUGUGGUUGAAGAGGGACUCAAUCAACUGCCUUAUUCCGAGUGCACUGUGACCACUCCAACAGGGCACAAGUAUGACGGAGUUAAGUUUGAGAAGGGAAACUGUGGUGUUAGCAUAAUGAGGAGCGGGGAAGCAAUGGAGCAGGGACUGAGAGACUGCUGUAGAUCCAUCCGCAUCGGCAAAAUCCUCAUCCAGAGUGACGAAGAAACGCAGAGAGCCAAAGUUUACUACGCCAAGUUUCCCCCAGACAUCUCCAGACGGAAGGUCCUGCUCAUGUACCCCAUCCUAAGCAGUGGAAACACUGUGAUAGAGGCAGUGCGAGUGCUGAUAGAACAUGGCCUUCAUCCCGGACACAUCAUCCUCCUUAGCCUCUUCUCCACCCCUCAUGCGGCCAAGUCCAUCAUUCGAGAGUUCCCUGACAUCACUAUACUCACGACUGAGGUACACCCAGUCGCCCCUACACACUUUGGCCAGAGAUAUUUUGGAACAGACUAGUCUUCCAGAGUUCAGUAAACGGGCCACCUCUGUGUCGUCUAAAAGGAAAACCCUCCUUUGAGUGUUCAGAUGUGCUGUAAAAUCCCACGUGGGGUAUUUCAUCUUCAUCAUCAUCAUCUUCAUCAUCAUCAUUUGAUCUCCCAUAGAGAGUAAGAAUGAGAUUUUAUUGACCAUAUUUAUUGAAGGACGUUUGAGGAAUUUGUAUAGGACACAGUUUCCACUAGAGUAGUUUAAUGUUGCUGCAGAUGACAGAUCAGCGAACAGAUGAACGGACAGUCACAGAACGCUCUGAUGAAUAUUUGUCCAAUGUGAGAGUCUGAGGUAAAUAUCAUGUGCACCUCUCCUGUUGGACGUGUGUUUGUGUUUGUGUUUGAGUUGAGUAAACUUUAAGUAAGCCUGCACUCAGAGUCACUCCUCCCUGGAACCAUGCCAAAGCAAAAAAGAGGCAGGUGAUGUAACCAAGUCACGGACAGACAUAGAUUUUAUUGUAACAGGUUAUGAAAAUGACUGUAUGUCACGGACAGACAUAGUAGAUUUUAUUUUAACAGGUUAUGAAGAUGACUGAGUGUGUGAGUGGAUGACAUCGAGUUUUCAGACGUGAUCAUCUGCUGAUGUAUUAUCUCCAAUAACGUAUAUUUUAUACCUUUGAAUUAUACGUUUUGUUAGUGUUCAACAGUUUGUAACAAA